Molecule: messenger RNA, 1520 nt
Organism: Prorocentrum cordatum
Lineage: Eukaryota; Dinophyceae; Prorocentrales; Prorocentraceae
Source: the annotation of a GenBank genome assembly
CUCGGUUUUGGUCGUGGUGAUUCGGUGGGUGGCGAGGCGGGGCGGCGACGUGCGGCGACCUUUCGAGCAUCAAGGACACCCAGCCAGCUCACGGGCAGCAGCGACGGGCGGCGACCUCGCUGGCGAGCGGAAAAAUUCCCCCCCCCAAAGUCUGGCAGCGAUGUUCUGGAACAUUGUGCAGUGCAGUGUGUUCGCUCAAUUGUGUUCUUCGGCAUCUUUGCUCCCCUCCUUGUUUUCCGCCGCCCUUCCUCCCUGGCUCAACCUGCCGGGUCCCUUUCCCCACUGCCCCGAUCCCUCUCUUCCCCUCCCUUGGUUGCCUACCCACCCUCCUCGCCUUUGCCUCCUCCCAAGACCCCCGUUGUUCUCCGUUCUUCCUCCUGCUCGUCUCUGUCCCUCUUGGCGUUGUGAGGCUGCGACGCCCAGCCGAGCCGCUGGACUCAGCGGAGCUUGACCUCAUCCGUCUCAUGCAGGACCUAGAGCACCAGCGGGCGAUGGCACAGAAGCGGAUCCGGGCCGCGGCGCGGGUCGCCUCCUCGGCCGCGGGCCCCGACGCGGAGCAGUGCGCAGCAGAUCGGGCAACUCUGGAGGACGACCUGGCCGGCAUCGAGAGGCGCAUCGCGGGCCUGCGGCAGCGCAUGCGCGACCGCAGGGCUUUCCGCAGGGGGGCUGGCGCGCCAGUGGCCGCGAGGCCGCAGGAGCCCGACGAGGCUGCCGCCCCGCAGAAGGCUCGGUUUCAGCCUCCAUGGGAGGCCCGCUUCAUGUUUUCUUUUCCUCUCCCUUGCACCCUUCCCCCGCCUUUGAAAGUCGAUCUGGAUGGCGACUGUCGCGCGGGCCUAUCGCCUUGGGUCAUGCGGCUCGUCUCGAGGUGCCUGUCUUGUGUUUUUGUGUUUCACGGCACAUCUGGAGAAAACUGCAUGCGGGCGCAAGCGGUUCGACCACCGUCAGUCGACCCUCCAUCUCACUCUGCGGCGCAGCCAUGCCGUCGUGAUAUGCAGUGCUUGCGGGUGGAGCUAUGAAUCUUCUGUGCUUUGCGUGAGAAAAAUCACGAGUAUUGUAUCUGGAGGACGGACACGGGUAUGGAGAGAAUGUGUACGAAGACUGACAGAAUUUCCGGUCCAUUCUUAACAGGGUUCGUUGUCGGCGUCGCUACGGGCGUUGUUCUUCUUUGAGACAGGAAGGCGACAGCCCAAGAGCGGCCGCUCGGUUUUGGACGACAUGUGGUGUUGGCAUCGUACCUUUGUUUCGGAACUCAUUGCGGGCGUGCCAAUCUAUGCCUCGCAAAUUGGUUCCGAUCAGAUGGGGUCGAAGGAUUGCUCCGGAUCGCCGAUGCGAUGCGGCUCGAUGUGGGUUCAAAUGUUCUUCACGUCGACUGCGACGAUGCAUCGCCCACGUCGUCGAUGCAUUGUCGAUUCGGCGCGAUCCUCCGACUCCUCUACUUAUCGAGCCCCCUCCUCGACCAGCCGCGCCUGCUGAGAGGAUGGUGACCAUGUAGGCCGUCACUGGGUUCCCCCUUAUGGACG